AUGUGAGGACACUGAAUAAUUGAGUGAUCCAGGAACUCUUUCUGCGUUUUGUCUGCUGGUUUAUACUUACAGGUGCUGUGAAGAUUUUCAUCCUGUGUUGCAGUUCAUCUUUGCUCUUUAUUCUCUCACCAGGAAGUUGGGUGAGGUGGCAGGGGGAAAGGGGAGAAUGGGGAGAAGGCCAUAGGCGAAGGUGACUUCUUGGGAUAGUGAGAAGCUUUUUUAUAUGGGAGCCACAUUUUAUGACAUACUCCUGGAGAGGAGGGUUUGGAGGCCUGGAGGUAAAUGGCAACAGCUGGGUGCUGUUGUGUGUCCAGUUUGGGACCCAUCGGGUAGCAUGCCCUGCCCCCCUAAUUGCUAACCCUCUGUCUGCUGCUUUAUCAGACUACGCGUUUGUUCACAUGGAGAAGGAAGCAGAUGCCAAAGCCGCCAUCGCGCAGCUCAACGGCAAAGAAGUGAAGGGCAAGCGCAUCAACGUGGAACUCUCAACCAAGGGUCAGAAGAAGGGGCCUGGCCUGGCUAUCCAGUCUGGGGACAAGACCAAGAAACCAGGGGCUGGGGAUACGGCAUUCCCUGGAACUGGUGGCUUUUCUGCCACCUUCGACUACCAGCAGGCUUUUGGCAACAGCACUGGUGGCUUUGAUGGGCAAGCCCGUCAGCCCACACCACCCUUCUUUGGUCGCGACCGCAGCCCCCUGCGCCGUUCACCUCCCCGAGCCUCCUAUGUGGCUCCUCUGACGGCCCAGCCAGCCACCUACCGGGCCCAGCCCUCAGUGUCUCUGGGAGCUGCCUACAGAGCCCAGCCUUCUGCCUCUUUGGGUGUUGGCUAUCGGACUCAGCCCAUGACAGCCCAGGCAGCCUCUUACCGCGCUCAGCCCUCUGUCUCCCUUGGGGCCCCUUACAGGGGCCAGCUGGCUAGCCCUAGUUCCCAGUCUGCCGCAGCUUCCUCACUCGGCCCAUAUGGUGGAGCCCAGCCCACGGCCUCGGCCCUCUCCUCCUAUGGGGGUCAGGCAGCUGCGGCUUCUUCACUCAACUCCUAUGGGGCUCAGGGCUCCUCCCUUGCCUCCUAUGGUAACCAGCCAUCCUCUUAUGGCGCCCAGGCUGCCUCUUCGUAUGGGGUUCGUGCAGCUGCUUCCUCCUACAACACCCAGGGAGCAGCUUCCUCCUUAGGCUCCUAUGGAGCUCAGGCAGCCUCCUAUGGGGCCCAGUCUGCAGCCUCCUCUCUAGCUUAUGGAGCCCAGGCAGCUUCUUACAAUGCCCAGCCCUCAGCCUCUUACAAUGCCCAGUCUGCCCCAUAUGCUGCACAACAGGCUGCUCCCUACUCUUCCCAGCCUGCUGCUUAUGUGGCACAACCAGCCACAGCUGCUGCCUAUGCCAGCCAGCCAGCCGCCUAUGCGGCACAAGCCACUACCCCAAUGGCUGGCUCCUAUGGGGCCCAGCCAGUUGUCCAGACCCAGCUGAAUAGUUAUGGGGCUCAAGCAUCAAUGGGCCUGUCAGGCUCCUAUGGGGCUCAGUCGGCUGCUGCGGCCACUGGCUCCUAUGGUGCCGCGGCUGCCUACGGGGCCCAGCCUUCUGCCACCCUGGCAGCUCCUUACCGCACUCAGUCAUCAGCCUCACUGGCUGCUUCCUAUGCUGCCCAGCAGCAUCCACAGGCUGCUGCCUCCUACCGUGGCCAGCCGGGCAAUGCCUACGACGGGGCAGGUCAGCCGUCUGCAGCCUACCUGUCCAUGUCCCAGGGGGCCGUUGCCAACGCCAACAGCACCCCGCCGCCCUAUGAGCGUACCCGCCUCUCCCCACCCCGGGCCAGCUACGACGAUCCCUACAAAAAGGCUGUCGCCAUGUCGAAAAGGUAUGGUUCCGACCGGCGUUUAGCCGAGCUCUCUGAUUACCGCCGUUUAUCAGAGUCGCAGCUUUCGUUCCGCCGCUCGCCGACAAAGUCCUCGCUGGAUUACCGUCGCCUGCCCGAUGCCCAUUCCGAUUACGCACGCUAUUCGGGCUCCUAUAAUGAUUACCUGCGGGCAGCUCAGAUGCACUCUGGCUACCAGCGCCGCAUGUAGGGCCAUUCUGGGGAUGGGGCACCACAGGGAGGGAGGGAGAGGAGACCCAGGUUAUAACUGCUCUGGCCCAUACCUCUCCCAGUUGCGGUUUUUCAUCCCCUCUACCAUGUGGGCCUACCCCAGGAGAUGGUCCUUUUGAGUGUUGGGCAGUAACCUGCUUUAUUCCUUCGCCUCAGCAGCAAAUCUUGCUACUGGCUCUAGGUCUGCGGUUUCCCCUCUACCCUGCCUCCCAUCUCCACAGAAUGGGAAUUUCUUUUAUGUUUUUACUUUUUCCUGGCUCCCUUUUAUUUUUGUGCGCGGUAUUUAAGGUCUGGAUGGGGAAGCAACCUGCAGCUGAGGUCGGCGGCGCCUUUUUCUUUUCAGCUGAGAGAGAGGCCAGGAAAGGGUUAGCUUAACCAUUUCCUAUGCGCCAAGCUGUGCCAGCAGUCCAGGGGGCCCUGACUGUCCCUCUGUAGACUGUGUUGAGACUGAGUUCCUGUUGGGACAGUCAGUUGGUAUGUGUCCAAAUCCCUACUGACCACUGAUGUUCUAGCUGAUGGUGAGCAGCACAGUCCCACUUCCCCAUUUCCCCAAGUAGGUGGUGUUAGAAAACCUUAAUUUUUUUCCCUUUUGUAUGGACUACAAAUAAAACUUGGGGCAAUUUGCAGUUUGGAAA
Galeopterus variegatus (Sunda flying lemur) is the source of this 2709-nucleotide messenger RNA. Its product is annotated as RNA-binding protein 14. NCBI's taxonomy places the organism in Eukaryota, Metazoa, Chordata, Mammalia, Dermoptera, Cynocephalidae. Gene Ontology annotation, molecular function: RNA binding. The transcript has 2 exons. Bases 240 to 2054 code for a protein of 604 amino acids. The record is from RefSeq and is a predicted model, not a curated record.